Naegleria fowleri is the source of this 1410-nucleotide messenger RNA. RefSeq lists its product as uncharacterized. Bases 1 to 1410 code for a protein of 469 amino acids. NCBI's taxonomy places the organism in Eukaryota, Heterolobosea, Eutetramitea, Acrasida, Naegleriidae. The transcript is spliced from 2 exons. The record is from RefSeq and is a predicted model, not a curated record.
AUGAAAGAUUCCCAAAGAUUAUCAGCAAAUAGGAAAAGCAGCAGUGCUGAAAGCUCCUCUCGCAACCAUUCUUUCCCAGCUCAUGAAAAUAGACGUUACACGGGAAUUUCAAAGCAGCACAAACAACAAAUACUCACAAAAAAGACAUCCAAAGAUGAUGGAGCAGCUGCUGCUGCUCUCGGACGGCAAACAAACCAAUCCUCAUUUGAAGAAAUUCUCAAGCUUGCCGGAGGAUAUGCCUAUGAGGGACUUUUUGAAGAAAUGUUUAAAGGAAACAGUUUCAGGAGAUUACCUGUGUUUGAAUUGCUGUCUGAACCUCAACAGGUCCAUUUGAUUACUAGUUUCAUCAUCAAUUACAUUUGCUUUGAUUGUCCUGGUUCAUGUGAGAUAAAAGAGGUCACUCCUAGUGGUACCUCUAUGAAUGCUACACAGCUUUUUCUCAUGAAUAGAGAUCAUGAUUUGAACAUGAGUUUUAUUACCUUAUGCUUUUUAGUUAGGAUGAUUUUGGAGAAAAUUCAUUUGGAGAUGGUACAAGAGGCAGACGAGUAUAGUGAUUAUGAAGAGGAUCCUUUCUUUAAUCCUCGUGAUAAUUUCUAUGAUGACGAUGAUGAUGAUGAUGAAUAUGAUGAUGUUAUAGACAUGAGUCAGGGUUUAAGACAACACGGCUCAGACUUGACAUGCCAAGAACUUUCCAAAAUUGGAGACGCUCUAGUUUCUGUUGGAGAAGCAGUCACUAAAAGAAUGCAGCAAAUGUUACAAAGAGCACAAAGUGUCGUUCAACAAGAAUCUUCCUCCUCCAAUGCACUUCUCAUUGGAAGCAAAACCAGCAGGAAAAUUAUUGCCUCGCAAACGAUUGAGACACUAAGCUUGGAAGUAAAGCAAGAUUUGAGAAAUCAAGGAACGAGACGUCAGACUGACUUUCGUGACCUACGUAAACAGAUUGCCAAUAUAUAUAAGGAAAUUGUUCCCCAGAACCGUUACAAUAAGAAUAUGCAAUACUGUACGAACAUGCAUGUGUGGAUUAAGGUAUUGAGGGUCAUAUUUUCCAAAUUCUUUGUUUCUUAUCCAGAAGAUAUGUAUACAUUUGCCAACACUAAAUUUAGUGAUAGAGAUGUGAAUUUUGUGGAGAUGAUCAAGUUUGUAGAAAGAACAAUGACCACAUUUAAGACCAGUUGGAUACCACAAACAUGGGAUAUCGAUGCUUUCAAGCUAGCCCUCAUUUGCUAUGACGCUCCAUUGUUUACAGGAAAAGAUGGAACAGAACAUUUUACGUCAGAAUUUACAUCAUUUACUAUUCGAAGACUGACUGGUGGACAUAUUGAAAAGUCGCCGCGCAUAGUUAUGGUGGUGUUUCAUCACUUUAUGAAACAAGAGUUACGACAACCCACUCGACAAAUUGAAAGGGCUUGA